GGUGCGUUACUCAAGAGCCCGCGUCUUGUUUGGCCAAGAAUGAGGAAAGAGGUUUAGUGUUGGACUGCGCUCGGAGCAAACCAGAGAACAACUCGAAACACCGCAAACUCCUGCCCCGCAGCGCAACAUGGACCCUCUGCGGCGCCGCUGUCUCUUUGCGCUGUUUGUGCUGUCUUUUGCGCACGACAUUUUGGGGUCAAACAUCUGCACGUCUCGGGGAGUGACCACUUGCCGUCAGUGUCUGGCCGUAGAUCCGAGCUGUGCCUGGUGCUCUCAGGAGGACUUUGGUAAAGGCGGCUCCAGUGUUUCUCGCUGUGAUCUGAAGACCAGCCUGGAGAAACUAGGCUGUCGCUCUGAUUCUAUGGAGUUCCCCCUGAGCUCAGUGCAGAUCAUCCAGGACGCCUCGCUCAGUGACAAAGCCUCUGGGGGCACCGUCACUCAAAUACGACCCCAGAAAAUGCGUAUGGUACUACGGCCAGGUGACAGCAAACGUUUCACUGUGUCCGUUAAACAAGUGGAGGACUACCCCGUGGACCUGUAUUACCUCAUGGACCUGUCUUAUUCCAUGAAGGACGAUUUGGCCAAACUCGUUACUCUCGGCAGCGAACUGGCCCAGACCAUGGGUAAAAUCACAAGUAACCUCCGCAUGGGCUUCGGAGCGUUUGUGGACAAGACCAUGUCCCCGUACAUGUACUUGACUCCCCCCGAUGCCAUCACCAACCCCUGCUUUGGCAUUGAUGAAAAGUGCGAGGCUCAGUUUGGCUUUAAGCACGUGCUGCCUCUGACCGAGAGAGUGGCCCGUUUCACUGAGGAGGUGUCGAAACAGCGGGUGUCCAGGAACAGGGACUCUCCAGAAGGGGGCUUCGACGCCAUUAUGCAGGCCGUGGUGUGCAAGGAUCAAAUCGGUUGGCGCCCGGACGCUUCACACUUGCUGGUUUUCACGACAGACGCCAAAACGCACAUUGCGCUGGACGGACGCAUCGCCGGCAUCGUCCAACCCAACGACGGGCUGUGCCACCUGGACAGCAGCAACAUCUACAACAAGACGACUGUGCUGGACUACCCGUCUUUGGCUCUUAUGACGGAGAAAAUGUCUGAAAACAACAUUAAUCUGAUUUUUGCCGUGACCAGUUUUGUGGUGCCUCUGUACAAGGAGUACAGCCAGCUGAUCCCUGGGACCACAGUGGGAAUGCUCGAUCAAGACUCUGGGAACGUCAUCGGACUCAUUCAGGAGGCGUAUGCGAAAAUCCGGUCCAAAGUGGAGCUGGACCUCGUUGAUGUUCCAGAGGAUUUGAACUUGGCCUUUAAUGCCACCUGCCUCAAUGGCGAGCUCAUCCAGGGCGUCCGCUCCUGCUCCGGACUCAAAAUAGGAGACACUGUUUCGUUCAGCGUGGAGGUCCAGCUGCGCAGUUGCCCCAAAGAAAAGAGCCGCACUUUUAAAAUCAAACCUCUGGGAUUUAAAGACUCUCUGGAGGUGACCGUGGACUUCGCCUGUAACUGCGACUGUGAAGCCAGCGCCCAGCCCGACAGCGCCCUCUGCAGCCAGGGCAACGGCACGUUCGAAUGCGGCGUGUGCCAGUGUCACCCGGGCAGGCUGGGACCCCACUGCGAGUGCUCCGUGGAGGACUACAGCCCCUCGGACGACGCCAACUGCAUCCCCAAAGCGGACGGUCCCAUGUGCAGCAGACGGGGCGACUGUCUGUGCGGCCAGUGCUCGUGUCACGGCAACGACUUCGGACAAGUCUGGGGCCGAUACUGCGAGUGCGACGACUUCAACUGCCUCCGCUACAAGGGGGCGCUGUGCUCGGAUCAUGGGAAGUGUAACUGUGGUUUCUGUCAGUGUGACGUGGGCUGGAAGGGGGAGAACUGUAACUGUACCACUCGCACAGACACCUGCAUGUCCAGCAUCGGGCUCCUCUGCAGCGGUCGAGGGACCUGUGAGUGUGGGGUGUGCCAGUGCACCCAGCCCGGGGCCUACGGCACCACCUGUGAGAAGUGCCCCACCUGCCCGGACUCCUGCACCAUCAAACAGCAGUGUGUGGAGUGUCAGCACUUUAAGAGAGGACAGUACAUCGAAGAGAACAGUUGUAACCAGAUCUGCAGAGACGAAAUCAGAGUCGUGAACAAUCUGGGCGCAGACAUUGGAGCAGUUUCCCAGGACAGUAACGGCGUCAACUGCUCGUACAAAGACGAGAAUGACUGUGUGCAGCACUUUCAGUACUCCGAAGAUGAAAGUGGAAAAUCCAUCCUGCACGUGGUCAAAGAACCAGUUUGUCCAGAGGGCCCUGAUGUCUUGGUGGUGUCCUUGGCUGUAGCUGGGGCCAUUUUGCUCCUGGGACUCGUAGGACUCCUUAUUUGGAAGCUACUGAUCACCAUCCACGACCGCCGUGAGUUCGUCAAGUUUGAGGAAGAGCGAGCCAAAGCAAAAUGGGACACGGCGCACAAUCCCUUAUACAAAGGAGCCACUUCCACCUUCACAAACGUCACAUAUCGAGGAAAUUAGAACAUCUGAAACGGGGGAAUCUCAGGGUCAAGACCACAUGGAUGUACAACCAGCAAACACAAGCACGAGGAGGAGGAAGAGGAGGAGGAGGAACCAGCAAACACAAAGAAGAGGAGGAGGAACCAGCAAAAAUGAGGAGGAAGAGGAGGAGGAAUCAACAAACAAACACAAACAUGAGGAGGAGGAGAAGGAACCAGCAAACACAAAGAGGAAGAAGAGAAGGAACCAGAAACAUGAGGAGGAAGAGGAGGAGGAGGGGGGAAACGCUAUGACUACUAGAUCUGAACUGUAGAUCAAAUGUGUGUGUGUUUGUGUACUGUAUAUUUUGUAAAAAGACAUUUUAAAAUGCCAACAACUGCUGUUCACAAAGUGACUCUGAGAGUUUAACUGUGCCGUCGUUUACAGAGACAUUCAGAAGUAUUUCAUCUUUUAUAUCACUGCUUUAUCCACUGACAGCUAACCAAACAGGAAGUGAUCAUGGGUGCACUUCCAGCUCCAUCGACUCUGGCUCUAAUUCACUUUCUGUGUCCCCUCUCUCUGUAACUGCUGCUGUCAGACUCGUCAUUUUGGUCUUAAAUGUUCAUAUUAACACGCUCUACAUGAUCCUGUUUUUUUUAUUUCACUAUUGUGUCUGUAAAUCAAGAAUUUUAAUAACAGACAAAUCAGACGCCUUCUUUCCCUGAGGUCGCUUCAAUUAGCGUUAGCAACAGGAUUGAUUGACAGCGUUGCUAAGCGGCCGCUAAGGGACGUUACCUUCAACAGCCUCUCUGCAGAUGUCGAUGGAGCCCAUGAUCACUUCCUGUUUGGAAAGCUGUGGUUAGCGUGUUAGCUAUGUCCAUUUAUACAAACAGUUUAUAGUUCAAACAUCUGCUAAACCAGCGAUGGAGUCAGGAAUGGGCGUUACCUUCAACAACCUGGGUCCGGAUUGGCUCUUUAGUUGCUAUGAUACUCACAGUCCACUUCUUUACACAGUCUGUGGAGUUUUCCCAAAAUGGAUAAUAGUGUUAAAUGUAAUCUGCUUCAGUUUACACCCACACGUCUCUAAUGGUCUGUACAAAAGCUGAUCAAAUAUGUUUCCCAGGUAAUUAUUUAGAGUAACCUUUUUCCAGUGCAGUUACUUUUUCAUUUGGUGGUAUUCAGAAUAUAGUUUAUAAAAUCAAAGGCAACAUGAUCGUGAGGUUUAGGCUUUGAGCUGCAGGGCAUCAGUGAGAAAAGAGAACACAGCUGUUACGGGUAGAGUAUUUGCAUAUUUACUUCUCUAAUUAGCAGCAGUGGAACGCAACAAAGUAAAAGUAUUAAAGUACUUAAGUAUACAUUUGAAGUAUCUGUACUUUACUUAAGUGCAUUUUACAGUGUGUACUUUUUACUUUUACUUCAGUACAUUUGAGAGCAGUAUCUGUACUUUCUACUCCACUGCAUUUUUGGCUGAGGAUUUAUUUUUAACACGUUUUGAACAAAAAUAUACAAAUAAAAACAGAAAAAAACAAUUAAAUCAGUUGUUUCUGUUGAACAAAAUUCAGCUCAAAUCUUUAUCAAAAUCACCACAUUUGAAGCUUUAUAAGACUAAAAAUCUACGAGAAACACUUUUACUUUUUACUCUUUAAGCACUUUUAAACAGGUACUUUAAUUGUUGUUUUAAACCUGUGAGUCCAUGCUCAGAAUGCAGUUUUCUGAUUGGACCGUGCACCGAAAUAUUUUACUUUUUAAUGCAAGUAUUGGGUUUUCUGUAGCUUAAUGCAUUUUACAGCAAAGAGAUUAGAACUCAUGUUGUCAAAGAGGAACUUGAGGUUACACAAGACGACCCAAAGCCUGCAGAUGUUGUUGUUUUGUUGUUGUUGUUGUCGUGGUGUG
Messenger RNA from Periophthalmus magnuspinnatus, 4354 nucleotides. It is a transcript of the gene itgb3a, whose product is annotated as integrin beta 3a. Gene Ontology annotation, molecular function: fibronectin binding; fibrinogen binding; integrin binding. The record is from RefSeq and is a predicted model, not a curated record. Lineage: Eukaryota; Metazoa; Chordata; Actinopteri; Gobiiformes; Gobiidae. Gene Ontology annotation, biological process: integrin-mediated signaling pathway; cell adhesion mediated by integrin; cell-matrix adhesion. Gene Ontology annotation, cellular component: integrin complex; focal adhesion; cell surface. The transcript is spliced from 15 exons. The coding region runs from base 128 to 2503 and encodes 791 amino acids.